Paraglomus occultum is the source of this 1692-nucleotide messenger RNA. The record is from the annotation of a GenBank genome assembly. NCBI's taxonomy places the organism in Eukaryota, Fungi, Glomeromycota, Glomeromycetes, Paraglomerales, Paraglomeraceae.
AUGUCUAUUAAAACUCCUCGUGAUGAGGAGGAAUGCAUAGAGGAGAACGUCGCCAAGAAACGGAAAAUUACGUCGUCAAAAGAUAACGACGAUAUACAAUCAUCCACUACACAAAUGCGACUGCGUAUAGGCAACUUGCCCCCAUACACAACGACAAAAACGUUAAAGAAAUUUCUUAAUGUAUUGGAAAUACUAGAUCCGAAAAUAUCUAAAGACCCAAAAAAGAAUUAUGCCUUUGUCACCUUUAAGAAUAACGAAGACCUGUCGGCGGCAAAGGGAAAGGUCGACCAGGCAUUGUUUAAAAAGAAUUGUUUGCGAGCCACAAUAGAGACGUUUGAUAUGAAGGACCAACAAGCUUUCUAUGAGAGACGUGCGGCUCAAAGACAAGUCGAAUUGGAGGAAGAUACGCGUCUACCACACGAAAAAUUGGCGGACCAAGUGACACCCUUAUACAAACUACCAUAUUCAGAGCAGUUGGUCAAGAAACAAAAGGCGAUAACCCAGAUUCUGCACAAAUUCCGUAAUAAUAUGAGAAAGCUGUCAAAUGUUACUCCCGAAAUCUUAUCCGUUUUCGAAGCGCGACAAGAUAAAUUACCGUGCGAGGUGUUGGAUAUAAUAGCGUCACCUGUAACAGAAGGUUAUCGAACAAAAUGCGAAUUUACCAUUGGCAUUAACAUAGCGGGGGAAAAGGUCGUUGGAUUCUUGCUCGGUCGAUUCAAGCAGGGAUAUACAAUAGUCGAGGAGCCAACACAUUGCCUGCAUGUAUCGGAAACAGCAAAGAAGAUCGCCAAGGCAACGCAGGAUUAUGUCAGAAAGUCUAGCUACGAUGUGUACGAUAGAGCAACGAAAGAAGGCCAUUGGCGACUAGUGGCUGUCAGGACACAAAGAAGUGGUGAAGUUAUGGUAAUACUACAAUUCCAUCCACAAUCUCUAUCGACAGAGGAAAUCGACCGGCUUAAACUUGACAUACGGGAAUAUUUCUCUAAAGCAAGUAGUUCAUAUGGAUUCUCGGUAACCUCGCUCUUGAUCCAAAUAUCAUCCGAAGUAGCUGACGGGUUGUCUCCCAAAGCGUCUCUCGAUUUGUUACAUGGAUCUGACCACAUUCACGAAGAAUUAUUAGAUUGUCGAUUUCGUAUAUCGCCGAGAGCAUUUUUCCAAGUCAACACAGCUUGUACAGAACUUUUGUAUGCAAAGUGUCGCGAAUGGGCGCAAUUGAACGAUUCGAAAACAUUACUGCUAGACCUUUGUUGUGGGACGGGAACCAUCGGAAUCACCAUGGCAAAUCACGUUGAAAAAGUUGUUGGAGUCGAGAUGGUGCCUGAGGCUGUGGAGGAUGCGAAAUUUAAUGCCGAGUUGAAUGGUUUGAAGAAUGUUGAUUUUAUCGCGGGAAAAGUUGAAGACAAUAUUGAUGUGUUUAGACGUGAGAAUGAAUCUGUAGUCGCAAUAAUGGAUCCUCCACGUGCUGGAGUCCAUCCGAGCGUGAUCAAAGCCGUUCGAAGUUGCGAUGCUCUAAAGCGUGUUUUAUUUGUCGCAUGCGAUGCGGAAGCUGCCAUGAACAAUUUUAUAAGUCUAUGCCGACCGCAAUCGAACCAAUGGGCUGGAAAGCCGUUUUAUCCUAAACGUGCUGUCGCUGUUGACUUGUUUCCGCACACGAACCAUUGUGAAUUGUUAAUAGCUUUUGAACGUGACUGA